Molecule: messenger RNA, 1939 nt
Organism: Silurus meridionalis
Lineage: Eukaryota; Metazoa; Chordata; Actinopteri; Siluriformes; Siluridae
Gene: utp15
Product: UTP15 small subunit processome component
Exons: 13
Coding region: 187-1743 (518 amino acids)
Biological process (GO): positive regulation of transcription by RNA polymerase I; rRNA processing
Cellular component (GO): nucleolus
Molecular function (GO): protein binding
Source: RefSeq, a predicted model, not a curated record
AUUUCAAUAAAGUUUUUUUGUACAAACCGGAAGCGUUUUUGCAGUUCAAAAUGGCGGCUCCCUUGUGGCUGUAGAAGCAACGUGAUUUUACACACUUAUUUAUAAAAUAAAUAGAUUUUAAAACAUUGAAUGUGCAGCAGGAGCAAAGUUAUUGGAUUGUAACUCGGUGAGAUCCUCAGCUGCACCAUGGCCUUGUUUAAACCCACUAAAGUCCUGACGUACCCCAGACUGGGGGAGCGCGUGACCGAGGAGACGCUGUACUGGAAAAACUACAAGGCUCCGGUGCAGAUAAAGGAAUUCGGUGCCAUCACAAAAAUCGAGUUUUCUCCUCAACCACCUCACAAUUACGUAGUGACGGCGUCCACACGGAUCCAGAUGUAUGGCUCUCACUCUCAGGAGCCACUGCGCAGUUACAGUCGCUUUAAGGACACUGCGUAUGGUGGGAGUUUCCGUGGAGACGGGAAGCUUCUGGUGGCAGGAAGUGAAGAAGGACUCAUUCGCCUGUUCGACAUCGGGGGCAGAGUCGCGCUGCGUCAGUUCACUGGACACUCCAAGGCGGUGCACGUCACCUCCUUCCUGUCUGAUGGAUAUCGUGUGCUAUCGGGGUCUGAUGAUUUGUCGUCUCGUGUUUGGGACGUUGCGAGUGGAUCAGAACUCUGUUCUUUCACCGAACACACUGAUUACAUUCGAGCUGCGACGGCCAGCAGACUGAACCCAGACGUCUUCAUCACCGGUUCUUAUGACCACACAGUGAAGGUGUGUGAUAUGCGGUCAGGGGGCAGUGUGAUGACACUUCCACACGGUCAUCCUGUCGAGUGUGUGCUGCUUUAUCCAUCUGAGGCGCUCGUGGUGUCCACAGGAGGUCGGUAUGUGAAGGUGUGGGAUUUGUUAAAAGGAGGUCAGCAGCUUGUGUCUUUGAAGAAUCACCACAAAACCGUCACAUGUGCGUGUCUGAGCUCCAUCGACAACCGACUGCUCACAGGCUCGCUCGACAGACAUGUGAAGGUUUAUAACUCCUCCUACAAAGUGGUCCACAGUUUUGAUUACGCAGCGUCCAUCCUCAGCCUCGCCCUCGCCCCUGGCGAUGAGAUGGUUGCUGUUGGAAUGGCAAACGGUGUGCUGAGUGUCAGACACAGGAAACACAGUGAGGACAAACAGGAAGUGGCCAGCAGGAAGAGGCGUGGUCCUGCAUACCGAGUCUUCGUCAAGGGGAAAAACUACGUCCCCAAACAGGAUGAUUUCCUGGUGAGCAAAACGGUGAAACAACAUCUGCAGAAACACGACCGACAGCUGAAGAGCUUCCAGGUGUCUAAAGCGCUAGACACGGCACUAGAGGGGUGGAGACGGGUCAAUAAGCCAGAAGUGACCGUAGCAGUGAUGAUCGAGCUGAACCGCAGAGGAACACUGAGGAACGCGCUGGCAGGACGAGAUGAACGGAGUUUAACCACACUGCUCAACUUCCUGCUCAAGAACGUAACAGAUUCUCGGUUCUCCAACGUGCUGCUCAUGGUGGCAGAUCUGAUCGUCGAUCUGUAUCAGCAGGUCAUCCCUCAGUCUCCUGUAGUUGAACGUCUGCUGCAGCGUCUGAUGGAGCUCCUGGGACGUGAAGCAGAACUUCAGCAGGAGAUGCUGCAGGUUUUGGGAAUCCUCGACACGCUCUUUGCCUCUCUGACCCCGAGGAAGGAGGCCACGGCCCCUCCGGGCCCUCUUGCCAUCCAGGAGUCCCACAUGCAGCACAUCUGAAGUGCAUUUGUUCCAAAUCCACACCACAAGAGCUCAGAGCUUCAACACCAGGCGACUACACAGACUUUCAUUCAGAUGAUUAUGGGUGCAGAUCUCAACAUCUGCAUCAUGCUGAUACACUCACACUCACAGCUGUUGUUUUAUAUGUCUGUAAAGUAAAAAAAAUACCUGUGAAUAAAUUGUCUUUCUUUAUUGA